CUUUACCACAGCACAUUCACAUACCCUGAUCACCCCAAAGAUAAAGCAUUCGUGUCAUCUGAAAUCUGCAUGAAAAUCGCCUAAUAAAUUUCUCUGCCGUUUCGUUGUUAAAUCCUAUGCUUUAAUACUGAUCAUCGCAUGUCCUAUCAAAAAGACCUAGCCUUCCUUCGUACCGAUUCAAGAUGGCUUCCGAUAUCUCUUACGAGAAGGAAAAGCUGCUUCCCCCUUCGAUAGAAAGGGAAAAAGACCUCGAAAUCGGAGAGGAACCAUCUCUGAGUCCGGCACCACCAUCACAUCAGAAUCCAAGCACAUACCUAUAUCUAUGGAUCGUUCUUAACAUCCUCGCGACAGUUUCAAUUGUCCCUGUCAACAAAUCGAUCCUGUCAAAUUCACCUUUUUCGAGCUGUCAACUCAGCUUUGUGGCAUAUCAUUUCACCAUAACCGGUUUUAUUCUUUCUUUUGCAGGCAGAUUUGCCAUUGCAAAAUUCAACCCUAUUGAGCCUCCGAUCCUUUCCAUUCUCCCACUGUCGCUUGUCAUGUGUGCCAAUGUGGUACUGAUGAACCUGUCCCUGGCAUAUAGUUCAAUUGUGAGCUAUCAAAUAAUCCGGAUCUUACUAGUACCUCUCACUGCCCUGAUAAAUUUCGUUUUUUAUGGUUCGAAGCUUCCGCUCAAUGCAACAUUGGCACUCAUCCCAGCGUGUGCUGGUGUGGGGCUGGUCUCCGUUUCUAAUCUGCAGUCUAAAAAACCAGAUGACUUAUCUUCAUUGUCUCCCAACACUGAGUCAUCUUCUUAUCUCGGCAUUAUCUUUGCACUUAGCGGAGUGGUCUGCUCUUCUCUUUAUACUGUUUGGGUUGCGCAUUAUAAUUCAUCACUUCAAAUUUCCAGCAUGCAGCUUCUUUAUAAACAGAUACCCCCUUCCGCACUUUUGCUGGGCUUGCUAUCUUUAUUUACAGACAAAUUUCCUAUUUGGAGCACUGUCACCACCCACCAAUGGGGUCUGCUUUUACUGAGUGGGGGUUGUGCAUGUCUGAUCAAUCUGACUUCAGUUUUUGUUAUUCGCCAAGCUGGUCCGGUAAGCAGUGCUGUUGUUGGACAUUUAAAGACAUGCUUGAUUGUGGGAAUAGGGUGGAUGGGGAGUCCAAAUGAUGUGAAAAAUGAGAGCAUCUUAGGUAUUCUUCUAGCGGUUUUGGGGAUCAUCUUCUAUUCCAAUGCUGUUCAGCAUAAAGUGUCCAGAUAGUCCUCUCGGGUUUCUUGACUCGUG
Molecule: messenger RNA, 1262 nt
Organism: Aspergillus wentii DTO 134E9
Lineage: Eukaryota; Fungi; Ascomycota; Eurotiomycetes; Eurotiales; Aspergillaceae
Exons: 2
Coding region: 183-1238 (351 amino acids)
Cellular component (GO): Golgi apparatus
Molecular function (GO): antiporter activity
Source: RefSeq, a predicted model, not a curated record